GGGCGGCCGCUCCGCCCAAGGGGGCCGUCCCCCUGCCAUGGCCGCCGCGGGGCACGCGGUCGAGAUCACCUCGAAGGCGAUGUCGGCGGUGCUGCAUACCGCGGCCGCGGCCAGGCUGGACAUGGAGGGUCUCCUGUUCGGCCACGUGGGCGAGGGGUGCGUCGUGGUGCAGAGCUUCCAGCUGACGGGCCCCAGGUGGAGCGCGUGCGACGCCGCGGGAAAGGUCACCGCGGCCGCGCGCGAGCUUGUCUCCAAGCAGCAGGAGCACCAGGCCGACCUGGCCGUCCUGGGGUGGUGCUCCAUCCGGCGCUGUGGGCAAGCGUCUUCGAGCCCAGAGGACCGAAGUUUAAGGCCGACGCUGCGGGAGAGGUGCUCCCAGCGCGGCCUGCAGCGGCACUUCCGCAGCGGACCCCCAGGGAGCUCCGCGGCCGUGGGCGGCCCGCCGCCCUGGAUCGCCCUGGUGCUGCUGCAGGGCCCGCAGGCCCCGCACGCCUCUGAGUGCGCCCCCGCGCUGCGCCUGGACACCUUCUGCGCCCGGGGGCCCGCGCUGGAGCCGGUGGACCUGCGGAUCCGCAGCGUCGGCUCCACGGGCGGCCUGGGCGGCGGAGACAGGCAAACGCAGCCGCCUCCGCUGCUAGGGCCCAUGCGGCAGGCGGCGGAGGCCCAGCUGCUGACGCCGAUGAACGGGGUGGCAGCCCUGGUCGAGCAUUUCGCCAAGCAGGCCCCGGGGGCGCUCAGGCGCCGACUCUCCGCCGCUGGGCGCCGCGGGCGCCGAACUGCGCGCGGCGCAGCGCGAGGCCUUUCGUGUGGAACAAGAACUCGCCGUGCACCGCGCCGCGGCGCUCCAGCAGCCAGGCGGACAUCGAGGCG
Messenger RNA from Prorocentrum cordatum, 870 nucleotides. The record is from the annotation of a GenBank genome assembly. NCBI's taxonomy places the organism in Eukaryota, Dinophyceae, Prorocentrales, Prorocentraceae.